Molecule: messenger RNA, 1222 nt
Organism: Peromyscus maniculatus bairdii (prairie deer mouse)
Lineage: Eukaryota; Metazoa; Chordata; Mammalia; Rodentia; Cricetidae
Gene: Klk5
Product: kallikrein related peptidase 5
Biological process (GO): extracellular matrix disassembly; proteolysis; amelogenesis
Cellular component (GO): secretory granule
Molecular function (GO): serine-type endopeptidase activity
Source: RefSeq, a predicted model, not a curated record
CCAUCCAGCCCCGGCCUCUGUUUCUUACCAGGUGCAGCGGUCAUGGCGAGGGCAGGAUAUCCAUGGAAGUGGACGAUGGCUACCCUGAUGGCGACCCUGGUUCUGGGGGUCUCAGAGCCUGUUCUAGCUGACAAUUUCUCCUCGUGUGACAACUCUGGCAACCGGCCCUCUGGGACUAACAGAGACCUCAGCAAGGAGUCCGAGUCAGGGGAGGACACGCGGUCAGAUAGCAGCUCUCGCAUUGUGAAUGGGUCAGACUGUGAAAAGGAUGCGGAGCCAUGGCAGGGGGCUCUGCUGCUGGGACCCAACAAGCUGUACUGUGGGGCGGUGCUGAUCAACCCACAGUGGCUUCUCACAGCAGCGCACUGUAGGAAGCCAGUGUUCAGAAUCCGUCUGGGCCACCAUUCCAUGUCGCCUGUCUACGAGUCUGGGCAGCAGAUGUUCCAGGGGAUUAAAUCCAUCCCCCACCCUGGUUACUCCCAUCCUGGCCACUCCAAUGACCUCAUGCUCAUCAAAAUGAACAGAAAAAUCCGUAACUCUCACUCAGUGAAGCCCAUCAAAAUUGCCUCUGAGUGUCCCGCCCAGGGGACCAGGUGCACAGUGUCUGGCUGGGGGACAACAAGCAGCAGCCACAAUAACUUCCCCAAAGUCCUCCAGUGCCUGAAUGUCACUGUGCUGAGUGAGGAGAGGUGUAAAAACUCCUACCCGGGACAGAUAGACAAGACCAUGUUCUGUGCUGGUGAUGAAGAGGGCAGGGACUCCUGUCAGGGUGAUUCCGGGGGACCUGUGGUCUGCAAUGGCCAGCUGCAGGGCCUUGUCUCCUGGGGUGAUUUCCCCUGUGCCCAGCGGAACAGGCCAGGUGUCUACACCAACCUGUGUAAGUUCUCUAAGUGGAUUGAGGACGUCAUCAAGUGCAACUCAUGAGCCACACCAGGACCCCUGGAGCCAGCCUCACCCCACUGCAAUGAGGAGCACUGGCUCGCUUUGAGGAUGCUGCCGAUAGCUGCCAGUCUCUCCAGGCCAAGCUCCUGGCAUCAAGAUCCUCAUCCCAAAUAGUGGACUGGCUCUGUAUCUACAGCCAGGUCCUAGGGACACUUCUGGAAUGACAAGGGUUGGGUUGAAACUCAUCAUCCUCAGUGUAUCCACCCACAAACCCAGAGUUGAGCCUUUUCUGCAGCCAUAACCACAUGUAGACCCGGAAAUAAAAGACAUGGGAAGAACC